Molecule: messenger RNA, 3643 nt
Organism: Labrus bergylta (ballan wrasse)
Lineage: Eukaryota; Metazoa; Chordata; Actinopteri; Labriformes; Labridae
Gene: sema6bb
Product: sema domain, transmembrane domain (TM), and cytoplasmic domain, (semaphorin) 6Bb
Biological process (GO): axon guidance; positive regulation of cell migration; neural crest cell migration
Cellular component (GO): plasma membrane
Molecular function (GO): semaphorin receptor binding; chemorepellent activity
Source: RefSeq, a predicted model, not a curated record
CAUGCAUACACACACCCGCUGGAAGACAAACGCUCCGGUCCUCCUCCCACCUCCCCACAGCUCCUGAGAGCGGCUCAAAGAACGGGAACUAUCUUCUUUUUUUUUAUAACCACAUGAAUGGGACUUUUCCCUGCGCUGGAUCCCGAGUCUGUCUCUGUGUGGACGCAGACAGAAGGACAGUUUUUUUUUCCUAUAGUCAAACCCGGGGUGGAAAAGACGCAGCAAUGACAGAGCAGCAGUCGUGCGCAGCGGCAAAAUAGAGCAACUAUUGUGGGGACGAGAGAUUGAUAACACAACUGGGCGAGCUACGAAAGGGCGGCAGACGUAAUUUCCAAACGUUGCAGCUGGCUUUGUGCGCUUGAUAGGCUGUUACUGCGUUUUGCUUUUCAUCAUUGACUCCUUCAACAUUACUUGGACGGCUGUCCGUGCGGGAGUACCGCUGCUGCUGCAGAGACUGACGGGGAAUGCCAUGUGUCGUUGCGCGACAUAGAAGCUCUUUGUGGGUUGUUUUGCACCGGGGACAGGUGGUGCCCCGCGCGUGUGAGUGUGUGUGUGUGUGUGUGUGUACGUGUUGCAAACUAGCAGGGGGCAGAAACACACAACCCCUGAGACAGUUGUCAUAGGGAUGUCAGGCCGGCGUACAGGAUCAGUUUUUGCCAGAGACAGGUGCGACAAGGAGGAGUAGUUUACAAAGCCAUGCACGGGAUCUGGUAAGCUCCUCUACUCGGAUCACACUGGGAAUUUUUUUUUUUUUUUUUUGUAUCCCGCGGGACACACAACCUACUCAAACUGCACCUUUUACCCAAGAUAAUCAAAGACUCUGCCGUUCUGUUGCUAUGGCAACCGUGGCCCCUCCCUCCUUCUUCCUCCUGCUUUUUUGUCUGCUCCAGACGACCAGCUCGGCUUUUCCAGAGGAGCUGGGACCCCUCAACUACAUCCCCACAGAAGUGGUGAGAAGACAUGCAGUGUUUCUGGGCCGACCUCAUCGAACAUGGCUGAGACAAGAACCUCUACACAUCCAGCGGGUCCUCCAAGUGAACCGAACACUCUACAUAGGAGCUAGGGACGACCUUUUCCGUGUGGAGUUGGACAUCGUAGCAGGAGAUGAGAUGUUCUACAGCAAGAAGAGAACGUGGGAGUCCAACAAGAAUGACAUCAGGAUCUGCAGGAUGAAGGGCAAGCAUGAGGAUGAGUGUCGAAAUUUCAUGAAGGUGCUGCUCAGCAGACAAGGCGGCUUGUUUGUGUGUGGGACGAACGCCUUUAACCCGCUAUGUGCCAACUAUACGGGAGACACUCUUGAGAUGAUAGCAGACCCGGUCAGUGGAAUGGCGAGAUGCCCGUAUGAUCCUAAACACGCCAAUGUUGCUCUGUUUGCAGAGGGGAAUCUGUUUACAGCCACAGUGACAGACUUCCUUGCCAUCGAUGCGGUGAUCUACCGGAGCCUUGGGGACAGUCCUGCUCUGCGCACCGUCAAGCAUGACUCCAAGUGGUUCAGAGAGCCGUAUUUCGUCAGUUCUGUGGAGUGGGGACCUCACAUCUACUUCUUCUUUAGAGAGAUAGCCAUGGAGUUCAAUUACUUGGAGAAGGUGGUAGUGUCACGUGUGGCCCGAGUUUGUAAACGGGAUCAGGGCGGGUCCCAGCGCGUCCUGGAGAAGCAGUGGACGUCGUUCCUGAAGGCCCGUCUGAACUGCUCCGUCCCCGGUGACUCCCACUUCUACUUUAACCUGCUGCACUCCACCAGCCCCAUCAUCAGGAUGCACGGCAGGGACAUAAUCUUGGGGGUGUUCUCCACACCGGCUAACAGUAUCCCAGGAUCGGCCGUGUGCGCUUUCGACAUGGAGCAGCUGGCCUCGGUGUUUGAGGGGAGGUUCAAGGAGCAGAAAUCACCAGAGUCUAUUUGGACGCCAGUUCCAGAUGAAGUCAUCCCAAAGCCGAGACCUGGGGGCUGUGCUGUUCAAGGAUCCAGGUUUAAUUCCUCCAACUCAUUUCCUGAUGAGAUGCUCAACUUUGUUAAAACCCAUCCUCUGAUGGAUGAAGCUGUGCCGUCGCUCGGACAAAGACCGUGGAUAGUCAGAACCAUGGUCAGGUAUCAGCUGAAUAAGAUGGUGGUGGAUACAGAAGCCGGACCUCAUAGAAACCGGACCGUCCUGUUUCUUGGGUCAAGCAGGGGGACCAUCCUGAAGUUCCUCAUCAUGCCCAACCAGGAUAACACCGUCACUAACAGCAACAUCUUCCUGGAGGAGCUUGAGGGCUACAACCCUGACAAGUGUGCUGAAGACUCUCCACAGGCCAGGCAGCUGUUGUCUCUAACUCUGGAUCGAGUGAGCCACACUCUGCUCCUGGCCUUCCCCUCCUGUGUGGUCAGAGUACCGGUGGCACGAUGCCAACUCUACUCCAGAUGCAUGAAGAACUGUAUCGCCUCGAGGGAUCCUUACUGUGGCUGGACCAGAGGAAGCACCUGCUCUUUCCUCAGACCUGGGACCAGACUGCCGUUCGAGCAAGAUGUUGAACAGGGAAACGUGGCCCACUUGGGUGACUGUGACGGGAACCUGCUGCAGGAGAGUUUCAUGGAGGAGCCCGACGGCCUGGUGUCUGUAAACCUGCUGGUGGUGUCUGCGGUUUCAGCUUUCGCCACAGGAGCCGUCCUCUCUGGCCUGAUCGUCUGCUGGAUCAUGAGUCACCGCCACCGCCAUUCACGAGGGUCGGGAGUCAAUGGUGCUCGUCGCAAGAGCGACAAAGAGCAGAGCAUGCUGGGGCAGGGUCGCAGCGGGUCGGUAAUGAGCGUGACUAGAACUAGUGGCGGCGAGAGGAGGCGAUCACAGGUGGACAAUCCCUUUGUGAUGCCAAACGGAUGGCCUAAAGGAGAGAUGGAUCCUGGCUUGCUACCCACUCCUGAGCAGACCCCACUGCAGCAGAAGCGAGCACUGCGUCUCCCCGACACCGACUGGGACCAGAGCCAGACCUUCCUCACUGCCGUGGGGACCACCUGCCCCAACAACUCGGUCAUCUACCUGAGCUCCAAGUUCCUUCAUGGAGGUGGAGGAGGGGGAGGGAUGGUCCGGAUAGAGGACCCAGGGGAGGUCAUGCUGCCCCCACACACCGAGCGCCAGCGGUACCUGAUCCUCGCCACGCAGAGAGGGGAGCAUGGCAGUGGUCGUGCCAGCGGCAGCCUGAGGAACUCAGCGGGAGAAUACAUCUACCCUGCAACGCCGCAGGACUCCCCCGACCGACGGAGGGUAGUGUCCGCUCCAACUCCUCACAUGGACUAUGGGGAGCCUCGCUGGAGUCACGAGGCACUCAACUACAACAGCAACAAUGGAGCACCCUACCACCCCCAACGACAGGGCCUGAUCAGGCCCGACAUGCACGGGCCCAGAGGGCUGGGAGAACUGGCGGACUUUAGCCACCUCAUGGGGAAGAACAUGGGAGAGCGCAACCCUAGUGGCCAGUGAGGGAAAGUAAUUGAGCUCUCUCUGAAUGGUCAUUCCCUCCACAGCAGACUGGAAUAAAUCCACCCCACAGACUCCCAGUCCAACCUUACCCUGUCUGUCCUCUCUCACUGUCAUUCAAUGUCCUGACGUCAUUCAGCAGACUGAAGAGAGAGACAGAGAGAGAAAAGAAACAAAGAGAGAGUCGAAAGAGA